This is a messenger RNA of Erpetoichthys calabaricus (reedfish), 2601 nucleotides long. RefSeq lists its product as uncharacterized. NCBI's taxonomy places the organism in Eukaryota, Metazoa, Chordata, Cladistia, Polypteriformes, Polypteridae. Gene Ontology annotation, molecular function: extracellular matrix binding; protein binding; collagen binding. Bases 19 to 2157 code for a protein of 712 amino acids. The transcript has 14 exons. Gene Ontology annotation, biological process: anatomical structure development. The record is from RefSeq and is a predicted model, not a curated record.
AGGUUGACUCACUGAAGGAUGAAGGCCUUCGUCUCGUUCAUCAUCCUCGUGUCGGCCUGUUUGUCCGCGGCGACGCCGUCCUACAGGGUGAGAUCUCAGAGUUCAGUGAGCGACGAAAAUGCGGUGGUCUUCACCUACGGACGUCUGUUGUUCAGUAAGAGCAGGCAAAGGCCACAAAUUCGAUACAACAAUCCUGCACUGCAAGGAGAAAAUCAGAUGACAACACAUCUGUACGGGUGGAACGAGGCCCACUACUGGCUGAGAUUCUGGCACCCCAUGCUAAACAGAAGGCCAACGACAACCAUGGUGGCAGCAGCAAAGCCCACAGCGAGACCUGGAGUCAUCACACACCGAGGGGACACCAGCUUUUGGGAAACAUGGUCGACUGUGACAAAUAAGCAAGCAUCAAGCGGAAAAGAAAAUGCCACAAGAACGACGACAAUCCAGACAGCAACGAUGACAUCAGGCCUCCCAGAGAAAAGAGGAGACAACAUAAUGGGGGCCAACACACCGGAGCCGAACCAAAACCCACACUGGACCAGUCAGUGGUCUGUUCUGAAGGUGGACAUGGUGACUAAAACAAGAGACACACACACCCCAGGGUCAAGGUCCGAGACGGAAAAUCCCAGGAAAAGUCGCACGAAAACACAAACACAGAGAACGUGGCCAGCGGAGACGAGGAGCGGCACAAAGCCUGAUGGGAGCCCAUCACCUGCUGCAGCAACACUGGGCAGGUCAUACGACUUCACCCAGAAUUCCACUGGUGUUAUUCCCACUGAGAUGUCACAGACAACACAAACAGCAGAGCUCACGUUACUCUUCACUGCUGUGCCUUUCACCACAAAGUUCAGGUCCACUUUGGCUUUCAGAGGAGGUCCUCAUCUUGGAGGUCCCACUAGCAGCAGGGAACCCCAAAUCAGAGGAGAUAACUAUCUUCCCCUGAGCUACAGGAGUAUGGCUGGUGACCCCAGAGGAGUGACCACUGACUGGACCGAUGGACUUCAGUCUGCCAUCGCAUCUCAGCCUGGAAGGUCCCCAAAGCUCACGUUUGAAAAGCAAGCGAUUAACGGUUCCACCGGGAGCGCCCGCAAAAAACGGAACACGAGCGGGAACAACAUCGAGAAACUGGGCGGGCUGCCUUCCCUAAAGGAGCUCUUAAUGGGGCGAGCGCUUCGAGGUGACUCGGAGAGCGUGGAAGCCGGAGGAGUCGUCCAGCGAAGACGAAGACGAAGAGGCCUCGCUCCGUCACUCCGACCCGAAAUCCAAAGAAGGGAAUUUAUGAACAGAAAUGGAGAUCUCAUCGAUUUACUGAAGACGGCCGAGUCACUCGAAAUUGCAAAGAUUAAAGUGGACCAGGACUUCAAAAUGGACAGUAACCCCCCAGAGUACGACGCCCCCGGAGACUCCUGGGAACAGUAUUUCAAUGACAACAACGAGUAUCAAGUCGACGAGUUUAUCAACCCCUGUGAAAACUACCACUGCCCACGAGGGAAGGUGUGUGCGGUCAGUAAAGAUAACAAACCAAAGUGCAUCUGCCAGGACCCCUCGACGUGUCUACAGCCCGCCGGUCAAGCUGAGCUUGUGUGCGGCACAGACAACCAAACCUAUGAAAGCUCCUGUCAUCUCUUCACAGCCAAGUGCUUCAGUGAAGGAGCUCAGAGAAGACCAGGCCUUCAUCUCGACUACCUCGGUGCUUGUCGGUACAUUGCCCCAUGCCAGGACCAUGAGCUGGCGCAGUUCUCUCUGCACAUUAAGAACUGGCUGAAAGAAGUCCUGGUGCACCUCUAUGAAUACGACCUGAAAAACCCGGGAUUCCUGACGAAGAAGCAAAGGAUCAUCGUUAAAAAAAUCUAUGACCUCCAGAGGCAACUCAAAGUGGGCACGUACACCUCCAGCUGGCGGAGGAGCACCUUUGAGACCAACUACCUGAUGCACGUCUAUCCAGUCCACUGGCAGUUUGGACAACUCGACCAGAAGCCUGCAGAUGGCUACCUGAGUCACUCUGAGCUGGCCCCCCUUCGCACCUCGCUGAUACCCAUGGACCACUGCACCUCCCGCUUCUUCAGAGAGUGUGACCUGAACCGGGACAGACGGGUGUCUCUCAAGGAGUGGUGUUCAUGUUUUGGCACAAGGAAUGAAAUUGACCUUCUGUUUUAACUGCUGACCAGAGUUGCUGGUGUUGUGAAGACAAUCAGCAUCCAACAAAGAAGUAGAAGAAGAAGAGCUGAGGACUACUGGGGGUGUGGGGGUCCUUCUUUUCUUUGUUGUUGUGACCUUUCUGCUCUAACUCACUACACACAAAGUUUCACCAUCUCCUCGAUGUGGAGGUCCCCUGAAGUUGUGGCCACAUUAUCACCCAUCAUUUGCACUAACGUUCUUUUCUCAUUUUCCAAUGAAUUUCACGCCCGUCUGUGGUGGACUGGUGUCCCUUCCAGGGUGGUUCCCCGCUGCCUUGUGUCUGCUAUUACUGGGCUUCAGCACCAGGAGACCCUGAACUGGACUGAGCUGGCUUGGCUGCAUUUCCCUGCUUGACCACAGGUGUCGCUAUUUCCCAGUUUCUCCAAAAUGUUGUGUGGCAGGGUUGCCAUAAAUGAGACAUGC